AGCCCCGCGUGGCCCCGGGCGUCAAGGCAGAAAUACAUUUUAACAGUGAAACCCUUUCCUCAGAAGAGGAGGAUGCAGAUAUUCAUGGCAAUAAAAUAAAAUCCCUGGACAAACCCAUGUCUCCAAAGAAAACAAUCACACAGAUCAUGAAGGAUAAAAAGAAACAGACCCAACUCACCCUACAGUGGCUUGAAGAAAACUACAUAGUGUGUGAAGGAGUUUGUUUGCCCAGGUGCAUCCUUUAUGCACAUUAUUUAGACUUUUGUCGAAAAGAGAAGCUAGAACCUGCCUGUGCUGCAACAUUUGGGAAGACCAUUCGGCAGAAAUUUCCCCUCCUUACCACACGCCGGCUUGGGACAAGAGGCCAUUCAAAGUAUCAUUAUUAUGGAAUCGGCAUUAAGGAAAGCAGUGCCUAUUACCACUCCGUGUAUUCUGGAAAAGGCUUGACAAGGUUUUCUGGAAGCAAAUUGAAAAAUGAGGGUGGCUUCACUCGAAAGUAUUCUCUUAGUUCCAAAACGGGAACUCUCCUUCCAGAAUUCCCCAGUGCUCAACACUUUGUGCUUCAAGGGUGCAUUUCUAAAGACAAGGUAGAUACCCUUAUCAUGAUGUAUAAAACACACUGUCAGUGUGUCCUUGACAAUGCAAUUAAUGGGAACUUUGAAGAGAUUCAGCAUUUUUUGUUACAUUUUUGGCAAGGAAUGCCAGACCACCUUCUGCCUCUGCUUGAAAAUCCUAUCAUCAUCGACAUCUUCUGUGUCUGUGACUCAAUACUCUACAAGGUCCUUACAGAUGUACUUAUUCCUGCAACAAUGCAAGAAAUGCCAGAAAGUUUACUAGCAGAUAUAAGAACUUUUGCUAAAAACUGGGAACAGUGGGUAGUUUCUUCUUUGGAAAACCUACCAGAAGCCCUGAUGGAAAAGAAACUUCCUAUUGCACGAAGAUUUGUUUCUUCUCUGAAACGACAGACAUCGUUCUUGCACCUAGCUCAGAUUGCCCGACCAGCCCUGUUUGAUCAGCUUGUGGUGAACUCUAUGGUAUCUGAUAUUGAAAAAGUUGAUUUGAAUAGCAUUGGCUCUCAAGCUCUUCUCACGGUCUCUAGCAGCCCAGACUCUGAUGGGGAGGUCUACACUGAAUAUGACUCUAUUACAGUGUUUCAAGAACUGAAGGACCUGCUAAAGAAGAAUGCCACUGUGGAAUCAUUUAUUGAGUGGUUGGAUACUGUGGUUGAGCAAAGGGUUAUCAAGGCAAGCAAACAAAAUGGAAGGUCAUUAAAGAAGAGAGCCCAAGAUUUCCUUCUCAAAUGGAGCUUUUUUGGUGCCCGAGUGAUGCAUAAUCUCACCUUAAACAACGCAUCAAGUUUUGGUUCUUUUCAUUUGAUUCGUAUGCUACUAGAUGAGUACAUUCUGCUAGCAAUGGAGACCCAGUUCAACAAUGACAAAGAACAGGAACUCCAGAAUCUACUGGACAAGUACAUGAAGAACUUGGAUGCAAGUAAAGCCACCUUCACUGCAUCACCAAGCUCUUGCUUCCUGGCAAAUCGUAACAAAGCUGCUACCCUGGCUAGCGACACAUCAGUGAAAAAUGAGUGCCUUGUGGAGCAAGCCUACGUUUCACUGUCAGCUAACCAGCACAGCAGCUUGCCCUCUGGUUUGAAUCCUUUCUCCCCAGGGGACAAUGAGACUCUACAGCUAACAGGGCAGAUGGAGCUCUCGCAAAGCACUGGCCCUCUGAUGACUCCACCCAUUUCUCCAGCCAUGGUCAGUCGAGGAAGUGUUAUCAAUCAGGGGCCAAUGACUGGGAGACCUCCGAGUGUAGGCCCCGUGUUAUCUACACAUUCACACUGCUCUUCCUAUUCAGAGCCUCUCUACCAGACUCUCUCACAAACUAAUCAGAGCUACUAUGGCCCCAACUCCAAUUACCAGGCCAUGUUCAGGACCCAGGUUCAUCCAACUUCGGGAUCUUAUCAGCACAGAGCAGAGCAUGGUCGAUUUACGGCCUUGAGUGAGCAGCAGUUCUCCAGGGACUACUUCAAUAGCAGCUGUGCUGUGUCUCCAUACAAUGCCAGGUCUCCCUCUAGUUAUGGGCCCUCCUCAGCUUCACAGGAUGCACAUAAUAUGCAGUUUCUGAAUACUGGGAGUUUCAAUUUUCUGAGCAAUUCAGUGGCUGCUGCCUGUCCAGGAGCAACAUAUCCGUCUAAUGCUUCCAAUGUAGGAUACUAUGGAAACAACAUAAACUACCCAGAAUCUCACAGGCUUGGAUCCAUGGUGGAUCAGCAUGUUUCUGUAAUCAGUAGUGUAAGCAGCAUUAGAUCACUGCCAUCAUACAAUGAUAUCCAUGACCCACUGAACAUCUUAGAUGAUAAUGGAAGGAAGCAGACAGGCUCAUACUAUGCAGAUUCCUCACCGUCACUUCUCUGUCGAACCCCUGUUGCUUCGAAUAUGCAAUCUGCAUCCUCUUCCCAGUGCAUGUAUGGAACAUCUAAUCAGUAUCCUUCUCAUGAAACACUGGAGUCUCAUGGACAACCUACUAGAGAGAUGGCAUCAUCUUUACCACCAAUCAACACUGUCUUCAUGGGAGCCGCUGCGGGAGGCACCUGAAUUAGAAAAAAGAUUUUUUUUUAAUUUUAAGAACUUAUUUUUCCAGUUCAAGUUUCUAAGGUUUGUUUUGCAGACAAGCCCUUUCAAUGACUGGGAUUAAAAAGUAUUACAGAUUGGUUUUACAGGAGCCAUCUUGAAGACAUUAACAUCCAAAGAGAAAAAAGUAGCUGUAAUGACUCAGAAACUAAUGCAUCAGCAAAACAGUUUUCAAGUCAAAACUUCAGGGACAGAAGGAAAAACCAGUGAUUCUUGCAAACAUGCCUUGGUUGU
Alligator sinensis (Chinese alligator) is the source of this 2867-nucleotide messenger RNA. RefSeq names its product regulatory factor X6 (gene RFX6). Bases 117 to 2597 code for a protein of 826 amino acids. Gene Ontology annotation, molecular function: DNA-binding transcription factor activity, RNA polymerase II-specific; RNA polymerase II cis-regulatory region sequence-specific DNA binding. The record is from RefSeq and is a predicted model, not a curated record. The transcript has 19 exons. Lineage: Eukaryota; Metazoa; Chordata; Crocodylia; Alligatoridae. Gene Ontology annotation, biological process: regulation of transcription by RNA polymerase II.